This is a messenger RNA of Moneuplotes crassus, 2337 nucleotides long. The record is from the annotation of a GenBank genome assembly. NCBI's taxonomy places the organism in Eukaryota, Ciliophora, Spirotrichea, Euplotida, Euplotidae.
AUGAUAAAUAAGACAUUUUUCUGGGUAACUCUGCUCAUUCUUAGCUUAGCUCAAGUCGCAGAAGCCUACAACGUCGCUAAUGGGAUAUCUUUCACAGCAUCUGUUGAUGAUGCGAAGGAGAACUUGAUCUUCCAUAUUACUCUGAAGUAUAAAAAUUAUCUUGGAAUCGGAUUCGGAGAAGGUAUGAAAGGAUGUCCGAUGCUGAUAGUGACUGAUAAUCCUGGAGAUGGAGAGACAGUUCCAAUUAUUUUAGACACUUACUCUGUAGCUAAAACGAUUCCCACUGAAAAUGAUGAGAACAUCUAUAUACUAACCAAAUCGGUAGCUACAGAACAUGGCUGGGAGCUAGAUAUCCAGAGACCUAUUGUAUUUGAAAGAGAGGGAAGAGUAGAGACUAUAUUUGAUAAGCAAAAUACAGUUAUGAACUUUGCUUAUCACGAAGGGGAUGGAUAUCCUGAAGAGCAUACUCGUCAUGAAUAUGGAUUCUUCUCAAUGAAGAUGGAUGUAAACAAGCAAAGUGUGUCGAUCGGAACAAGACAUAGGCCAAAAGAUGUCUUCUACAAAACCCACGGAAUCCUCUUUUAUAUUGCCUGGAGUAUUAUGACAUUUGCAUUAAUUGCUUCUGGAAGAUAUAUGAAACAUUUAUACAAUUUCAGGAUGAUUCUUCAUGUCGGACUCGGAUUGUUAAUCACCGCUAACACUAUCAUCCUUGUCCUUUUCUCAUGGAUAAAAUUCGAUUCAAGCAAGGAUCUUCUGGCUCAUAAGCCUAUCGGAAUUGCUGUGAUGUUUAUUUCUUUUGCCCAAUGUUUGGGAGGUUUCGCCGUAAAAACCUCGAUGACAACUCUAAAUUGGAGAUCAAAACUUACGUUGAACUCCAAAUUAGGACAUCAGCUUUUCGGCUACGCUUUAAUUAUCCUCUCCAACUUCCAGGUGGUUUCAGGGCUCUACAGAUACAAAUCUCCUAUUACAAAGUUGAUCUACAUCCAUUUAGCUGUGUUUGUUGUCAUGCUUUUUGCUCUUGAAAUUUUUUAUCGGAUGAGAUUUAGAUAUACAAAGAAAGGAGUCUUGAACAAAAGAGUUCAAAACUAUUCGUACAAUGAGUAUAGGAAGAUGCUCAGCUCUGGAAGAAAACUCGCCCUUUUUAAUGACUAUAUCCUUGAUAUCAGCUCUUUUAUAAACGAACAUCCAGGGGGUGCAUUUGUCAUGAGAGCAACUGUCGGGAGUAAUAUGGGUAAAUAUUUUUACGGAGGAUCUUCGAUGGAGACAGAUGUCCCACCUUACAAGCACUCAAGUUAUGCAGGCAGAAUCCUUGAGAAAUUAACUAUUGGCAAGCUUGAGAACAAGUACCUUAGUGAAGAUAACUCUAAUCGUAGCAGGAGAGAUUUUUCGAUCAGAAGCGGCAAUCCAUCAGUUAAAGUGGAGAUGUUGAGAGAUGGAUGUAACAUAUUCACCAUUAAGAAAAAGGUCUGGCUCACUAGCACAGUGUCAAGGAUCUCCUUCCAUUGUAUAGAUACCUCUAUCCCAUCGAUUUACGAAGGACUCGAGAUGUGUGGGAAGAAUUACUCUAUUACUUCCAUGAAGAACGAUGUGACAAGGUACUACACAAUUUGCAAUUCAAUGGGUUCCCAGAUCUUCGAAGAAUACAUGAAAUCUUUCGGCGCAGCUAUUGAAGAGACAGAAUAUCAAAGGAGAUUUGAAGGAAUAGCUGAUUUUGACAAGGAAGAAAAGGAUAUUUUAGAGUUAGUGAUAAAACAUUACCCAAAGUCAGAUAGUGGUAUUUCCAAACAGGUUUUUAAUGCAUCUCAUCAUGAAGAAUUUUACAUUGAAGGUCCAAUCAGUGUUGACUUCGGAUAUACUGAGGAGAAUCUUGAAGGAGCUAAUAUUAUCUUCUGUGGAGGUACUGGAAUUCUUCCUUUCAUGGACUUGUUUGCAUAUCUUGGCAGAAGACUUGUAGCUACUAGUUGUCCAGACUACUCCAUUUUCUCAGAUGAGGUGAUUUCUACAAAAGAAUCUAAGGCAAAAUUUCUCAUUCAUGCUUACUUUCAGACUAGGGAAGACUGUAUCGGAAUUGAAUUAGUUGAGAGAAUUGAAAAACUUUAUCAAAAAUACAACAAAGGUGCUCUCUUUAAGCUAAAUCUUAUCUUGACUAACAGGGGAGGUGAGAAACUCUCAGAUGACGAUAUUGUUGAGCUAAUGGAAGAUUACUCAGUGGCAAAUGGAGGACUUAAUAAAUUACUGGUCUGUGGGCCUCCACCAAUGGAUAUGCAAUUUCACAAACUAAAAGGACGUAUUAUGAAAAAGACGAAUCUUGACCUUAGCCAAAUUGACAUAUUGUAA